AUUAUAUAUAAUCUAUUUUUUCUCUGUUUCUCUGCCCCUUUGAUUCACCCCCCCCCAAUUUUCUCCCCUAGUUUUCUUCGCCGGAGAAUUGCGUCAGUUAUCGCCGGCGAAUUGCCGGUUAAAGGAAACUGUAUUUUAUCAACAUCGAGAUCUGGUGGUAGAGCUAGAUUUAGGUUUCAUUCUUCUUUUUUAAACGGAUUUUGUUUUAAUUUUUGAUGAAUUUGAGGAAAAUAAUAGGAAUUUAGUUUUUUUUUUGCAUGUCUGGUUUUGAUGGAUGAACGAUUGAGAUUUGGUGAGCAUUCGGGGAUUGUGGUGAAGAAUAGGAGCCAAUCGGGGUGUUUGAUCGUGAGAAAGAAAGGGGAUGGUUCGGUUGGAGCCGGGUCCACAGGGGCCCGUUGGAUUUAUGGGUCUAAAACAGAUGAGAAGAGGCCUAGGAUGAUUACGAGUGAUUCAGGUUCUAGCGAUGAGCUACUAAUGCCACCUCGGAGGAGGGUUGGGCCGGAAGCAUUUCAGGUUUCUAAUGGUUUAGCUUUUUAUGAAGCGAGUGAAAUUGGUAGGAAGAGGAACAGGGAGGAGAGGAUAGCGUCAUGUGAGGAAGGUUUCAUUGGUUGGAAUGAUGAGGAUUUGAGUGAGAGUACGAGGAAUAGGUUAGAUGUUUUUGACGUUAAUGAAUAUGAUGGAUAUGAUGAGGAUAUGAUUAUGAAAAGGAACAGAAUUGAUUAUGGUGGAGACAAUUUAACCGGGAGGCGAUUGUUGGGUUCAAUGCCUGCGUUUACUCAAAUGAGUUUUGAGAGGGAAUACGGUAGUGGUCCAAGCAUGCAUGCUUUUAAUGAGAAGAAGAAGAAGAAGAAGAAGAAGAAGAAGAAGAAGAAGAAGAAGAAGAAAUUGUACUAUGAUAAAAGUGAAGGGAUUAGUCAGGGUGAUCAUGAUGAUAGAAACAGGUUUAGGAAGGAUAGGGAUGGCACUUCGAUGCAUUAUCAGUUGUUGAGGGAGAGGUAUAUGGCUGAUUCAGAUGAAAUCAUCAGGGUUCAGGGAAAAAAUGGUGUUUUGAAGGUAAUGGUGAACAAGAGAAAGAAGUUUGGUGAGCCUUUGAAAAAUUUUGAUCACUUGGAAGAUGAGGGAGGCCAGAUUGGUUCAAGGAUUGAUUAUGCAAUUAGGAAGAACUUGCAUGUCAAUCCAUCAUUGUGCUCUGAGACAGAAGUUCUUGUGAAGCCUGUUUCUUUUGGCGGGAAAAAGAAAAAGAAAAAGAGUUUGCUAAGGAUACCAACAACUAAGAAGAAUAAGGUAUCUGAUUCUGAUUCAGAGAACAGUGGUACAUCUCCGAAGCUGUUACCAAAGGAUACCGAAGCUUCUAAUCCAACAAAGAGGGUUAAUAGCAAAGAGGAGAAAGCUCAAGUUGAGCAGCUUCAGCCUACCAGAAGCAAAGAAGGAAAAGUUAGGCGUGGAUGUGGCACAGAAAAACAGAAAUUACGGGAACGAAUAAGGGGGAUGCUUCAGGAAGCAGGUUGGACCAUAGAUUAUAGGCCAAGGAGGAACAGGGAUUACUUGGAUGCAGUGUACAUCAACCCUGCUGGAACUGCGUACUGGUCCAUCAUCAAGGCAUAUGAUGCACUUCAAAAGCAGCUAGAUGAGGACAAUGAGCGCAAACCCUUAGGCGAUGGUCCUGCAUUUACCCCAUUAUCAGAUGAAGUACUCGGCCAAUUAACAAGGAAAACAGGAAAGAAGAUGAAAAGGGAGAUGAAAAAUAAGCGAAAAGAUGAAAGUGGCAGUGAGAAUGCUCUAGAACCUGUUGCUAGGAAAUCUUCAAGUAUCAGGCAUGAAGAAGAGAGUAUGGAUAGCUUGAGUCAUGAAGAGAAAUUAGGUUCCUUCAUGAAGGGCGAGUCAUCUAAAUCUAGGAUGAAUGACAAUGAUGCCUUCAGUGGAAAUGCAAAAGUUCAAAGUUCUCUCCAUGUGCAUAAUAGCUACGAAAAACCAUCCUCUAUAUCAAAUUCUCAUCUUCUUCAUGGAAGAAAAAGUAGAAAACUUGGCAGAUGCACCUUGUUGGUUCGUGGUUCAAAUGUGGGUGCGAGUUCGGAGGGUGAUAACUUUGUUCCAUAUUAUGGGAAACGAACACUGCUUGCCUGGCUGAUUGAUUCUGGGGCUGUGCACUUGAGCCAAAAGGUGCAGUAUAUGAAGCGUAGACGAGCAAGAGUGAUGCUAGAAGGCUGGAUCACAAGGGAUGGAAUCCACUGUGGUUGUUGUAGUAAAAUCCUAACAGCUUCAAAAUUUGAGAUUCAUGCUGGAAGCAAAUUGCGACAACCAUUUCAGAAUAUAUAUUUGGAUACUGGUGUUUCUCUCCUUCAUUGCCAAAUAGAUGCAUGGAACAGACAAGUGGAGUCUGAGCAGAUUGGUUUUCAUUCUGUAGAUGUAAAUGGUGAUGACCUCGGUGAUGAUGUUUGUGGCAUUUGUGGAGAUGGUGGGGAUCUGAUAUGUUGCGACACUUGUCCCUCAACAUUUCAUCAGAACUGCCUCAAUAUAGAGUUUCUACCAGAGGUUGAAUGGGAAUGUCCAUAUUGUAUAUGCAAAUUUUGUGGUAAUUGCAGCGGCAUUGCUCAAGAGGAUGCUAUAACAGAUUGUCCCCUUCUCACUUGCUACCUGUGCGAGAAAAGAUACCACAAAUCUUGCAUCAAAGUGACAGAAGAGAUUCAUACUGUAUCCAGCAGUUUGACUCUUCCCUUCUGUGGGCAGACAUGUAGUGAGCUCUUUGAGCAUUUACAGAAGUGUCUAGGGGUCAAACAUGAACUAGGAGGAGGAUUUUCAUGGUCUCUUAUUCGAAGAACAGAUGCAGAUUCAGAUAUAUUUGCCAGAGGGCUUCCACAAAGGGUGGAAUGCAAUUCUAAACUAGCUGUUGCAAUGACUGUGCUGGACGAAUGCUUUUUGCCAAUCCUUGACAAGAGAAGUGGGAUCAACUUAGUAAAUAAUGUCCUUUAUAACUGUGGAUCAAACUUCAACCGUCUAAAUUAUUCUGGAUUCUACACUGCUAUUCUGGAGAGAGGCGAUGAAAUAAUUUCUGCAGCAUCAAUCAGGUUCCAUGGAACUCAGCUAGCAGAGAUGCCGUUCAUUGGCACACGCCACAUAUACAGGCAUCAGGGAAUGUUCCGACGGCUUUUCAGUGCUAUUGAGUCGGCUCUUUGUUCUCUCAAUGUUCACAAACUAGUCAUCCCUGCAACUGCUGAACUUACACAUACAUGGAUUGCUGUUUUUGGCUUCACUGCUCUAGGGGAAUCAGUUAGGCAAGAAAUGAGGUCCUUGAAUAUGUUGGUCUUCCCGGGUAUACCUAUGCUGCAGAAGGUUCUGCUGAAGUUAGAAAACACGGAUGCGAACUUGAUGACCGACGCAGGUGUUAAGCAAGCUGCACCAAGAUCUAAUGGAAAUAUCACACCCGAGGUGGCUAGCGGAUCUGAACCCGGUUCGUCAUCUGGGAUUGAUACUCAAGAAUGCGAUGUUGGUGUUUUGCAUCAUUCUAGUCGAAUAAAUGGUGAAACCGCAGCCGCUGAUUCAGAUUCCGAAUUUCCAAAUGUUUCUGUAAACGAUACUUGUGGAAACAGUGGUUCUUUUGAUAAAUCCCCGGAACCUAAUGGCGAAACUACACUCGCCGACUAUCAAACAGCAGACUCGAGGAAUGAAUCUAGGCUUGAGAUGCAGAAUAAUGCAGGAUGGGAUUAUCUUGCUGAAGAUAAUCAGUCCGAUGAUGGGACCGAUUCACGGUCAGGGGACAAGGAAACUGAAUCUGCUUCUGACAGUGAAAAUACCUCUACGAACUAUAACGUGGGAAACACAACAAUAUCAGAUUCUGCCAUCAAUAAAAAUACUCGAUUUCGAGAAGACGGUGAUCCGGAAGCUGUCAAAGAAGAUAACAAUAUUGGUGCUGCUUCUGAUUCCAAAACUAAGCAUGCAGUUGAAGAGACUGCAGAGAUGGAAAUGAAAAAAGCACCAGGUUCUCCUGAACUUAGCUGUUCCGAUGAACUCGAAGCAAGAGUGUUGGUCAAGGAAAACACACUUGUCGACUACGAGUCCGGGGACAAAUUAGCAAAGCCGGCUUCCCCCGAGAUGUAGGCUAACUCGAAAUUGUAUCGUCUCAAAGGCGUUUCGGGUUUUUGCGAGGUGCACAAUGUAUGUGUUCAAGAAUCGGAUUUACAUAGAGGGCAGCUGCCCACAGUCCCAAUGAAAUCCUUUCUUUAUGGAGAACAAAUACUUAUGUAUAAUUUCUUCUUUGGGUGAAAGAAUAAGUUGUUUCUUUCGUCUUAA
This is a messenger RNA of Hibiscus syriacus, 4287 nucleotides long. RefSeq lists its product as uncharacterized. The transcript has 11 exons. NCBI's taxonomy places the organism in Eukaryota, Viridiplantae, Streptophyta, Magnoliopsida, Malvales, Malvaceae. Gene Ontology annotation, molecular function: transcription corepressor activity. Bases 271 to 4095 code for a protein of 1274 amino acids. The record is from RefSeq and is a predicted model, not a curated record. Gene Ontology annotation, biological process: negative regulation of DNA-templated transcription.